CGUGCUGCGGCGGAACGGCUGUUGGCCUGUGUUGGGUACCGGUCCCCAGCUCCUGGGGGCUCUCCCGUCUUCUGCUUCUCCCGCUGAGCUGCGGCCUGGUGAAGAGGAAGCCAUGGCGCUCCGGGUCACCAGGAACACGAAAAUUAAUGCCGAAAAUAAGGCGAAGAUCACUAUAGCAGGCGCAAAGCGCGUGCCCGUGGCCACUACUGCAACCUCCAAGGCCGGGCUGAGGCCGAGAACAGCCCUUGGAGACAUCGCUAACAAUGUCAGUGAACAGCCCCAGGCCAAGCUGCCUCUGAAAAAGGAGGCAAAAACAUUAGCUGCUGGAAAAGUUAUUGCUAAAAAACUACCGAAACCUAUGGAAAAGGCACUGGGGCCUGCAUCUGUGCCUGCGCCCGCGCCUGCGCCGGAACCAGCGCGGGAGCCCGAGCCGGAGCCUGUUAAAGAAGAAAAACUUUCGCCUGAGCCUAUUCUGGUUGAUACUCCCUCUCCAAGCCCAAUGGAAACAUCUGGCUGUGCCCCUGCAGAAGAAUAUCUGUGCCAGGCUUUCUCUGAUGUAAUGCUUGCAGUGAAUGAUGUGGAUGCAGAGGAUGGAGCUGAUCCAAACCUUUGUAGUGAAUAUGUGAAAGAUAUCUAUACUUAUCUGAGACAAGUUGAGGAAGAGCAAGCAGUCAGACCAAAAUACCUACUAGGUCGUGAAGUCACUGGAAAUAUGAGAGCCAUCCUAAUUGAUUGGCUGGUGCAGGUUCAGAUGAAAUUCAGGUUACUGCAGGAGACCAUGUACAUGACUGUUUCCAUUAUUGACCGAUUCAUGCAGAAUAAUUCUGUGCCCAAGAAGAUGCUGCAGCUGGUUGGUGUCACUGCCAUGUUUAUUGCGAGCAAAUAUGAAGAAAUGUACCCUCCAGAAAUCGGUGACUUUGCCUUUGUGACUGACAACACUUACACUAAGCUCCAAAUCAGACAGAUGGAAAUGAAGAUUCUGAGAGCUUUAAAUUUUUGCCUGGGUCGCCCUCUACCCCUGCACUUCCUUCGGAGAGCAUCUAAGAUCGGAGAGGUUGAUGUGGAGCAACAUACCUUGGCCAAGUACCUGAUGGAACUAACUAUGUUAGACUAUGAUAUGGUGCAUUUUCCUCCUUCUCAGAUUGCAGCUGGAGCUUUUUGCUUAGCACUGAAAAUUCUCGAUAAUGGUGAAUGGACACCAGUUCUACAGCAUUACCUGUCAUACACUGAAGAAUCACUUCUCCUUGUUAUGCAACACCUCGCUAAGAACAUAGUCAUGGUGAAUUGUGGGCUUACAAAGCACAUGACUAUCAAGAACAAGUAUGCCACGUCUAAGCAUGCUAAGAUCAGCACUCUAGCACAGCUAAAUUCUGCACUAGUUAAAGAUUUAGCCAAGGCUGUGGCAAAGGUGUAACUUGUGAACUUGAGUUGGAGUACUGUAAUACCUGCAAAUACAAUUGGCACCAUGUGCUAUCUGUAUAUAUUAUAUGUUACAUUUACUUUUAAUAAAGCUGUGGUCCUUUUUACUUCUUAUACCUUAAUUCAUUUGAAUGUGGCUACUUUACUCUAGGGUACCUUAAAAGGUGUGGUAAAUAUAUGGUGGGGAAUAUAAAAAGUGCUUUCGAUUAACUUGGGGACCCAACUAAUAUAUAUAUAACUGUUGCUUACAUUGUUUUUGUUUUAUGUAUCUGGUUUUUACUUGAAGGCAUUCAAAAUUUACUUCCAUAGAGCAUACUGCAUGUAAGCCCAGUGAUCAUGGAGCAUCUGCUGCCUGCCUGGUUCUACUUAAAAGUCUGCCACCUCAUUCCUAGUCCCCCUGUUUUCUGCUCUUCUGGUGGUUGCUUCCAAUAAUUCUAAUCUACUUUUACCACUAUUUCUUAGAUUACCAAAUUUAGUGUCAGCUCUUUAACUGAAAAAAAUAACUUUAAUCUAUAUUCUAAACCUAACCUGCUUGACUUUUUGUUUGUUGGUUUUAUUGGUUGAGAAAAUAAAUGGGGCUCCUCAAACAUACAAAAGUAUCUUUAAAAUUUUAUUUUACCCCUCCCCAACUUUCCUACAUCUCAGUCCAUCCACCUGAAGGAUGUCAACAGUUGGGAUGCAUCCUUUCAUGAUUUCUGUAAACAUAAUCAUGCAUGUAAAUUGUUGAUGUUUUAAAAAAUAGGACUGUUGUACAUACUCAGCAAUGUUCAACAUGUAUAGGCCUUACCCUGUAUUUGCGUAUUAUAUCCCAUAGUAUACUAUAAUGUAUUCGAUCAUUCUGCUGUUGACAUUCAGAUUGUUUUUUUUCUUUGUCUCUAUAAGCAAUACUGUUUAAAUGUUAUUAAAUACCAUGUUUUUUUAAAUGUACACUGGGUUCUCCAAAGUGUAUGUGUAAUCUCAUUUCUAGUGGGUGUUGCUAGGGGACUUUCUCAAUGUCAUCAGCAAUGUGCAAAAGUGUUUGUUUUCUUUGCAAUCUUGCCAGAACUAAAGGUAAUCAUCGUCAUCAAUUUCUGUGAAGUUGGCAAAAAAAAUAUUCUACCUUGCUUGCUGUUUUAAUUUAUACUGCUAAUGGCUACUUGAAUAAAUUUUUGUUGUCUACUAACUUAAAA
Myotis myotis is the source of this 2588-nucleotide messenger RNA. RefSeq names its product cyclin B1 (gene CCNB1). The record is from RefSeq and is a predicted model, not a curated record. Gene Ontology annotation, biological process: mitotic cell cycle phase transition; mitotic metaphase chromosome alignment; regulation of cyclin-dependent protein serine/threonine kinase activity. NCBI's taxonomy places the organism in Eukaryota, Metazoa, Chordata, Mammalia, Chiroptera, Vespertilionidae. Gene Ontology annotation, cellular component: cytoplasm; nucleus; cyclin B1-CDK1 complex. Bases 113 to 1414 code for a protein of 433 amino acids. The transcript has 9 exons. Gene Ontology annotation, molecular function: cyclin-dependent protein serine/threonine kinase regulator activity.